Maniola jurtina (meadow brown) is the source of this 387-nucleotide messenger RNA. RefSeq lists its product as uncharacterized. The record is from RefSeq and is a predicted model, not a curated record. Lineage: Eukaryota; Metazoa; Arthropoda; Insecta; Lepidoptera; Nymphalidae. The coding region runs from base 1 to 387 and encodes 128 amino acids. The transcript has 2 exons.
AUGAGGCCUAUCACAUUGUUCGCGUUAUUCACCCUGGCUGCUGCUGAAGUAGAGUAUUACACUGCCGAUGAAAUUCGAGACAUUGAUGCAGUGAUUUCUGAUAUAUCAAGGGUGAAAAGUUUUGUAGAUUGCUUCUUGGAUAGAGAGCCCUGCCAUGAACCGGCUGGAACUUACAGAGCAUUAAUUCCCGAAAUUCUUGCCACUAAAUGUGAAAUGUGCCCGGAUGAAUUCAAGCAUUUGGCACAUGUAUUCCUUACGAAACUUAAAGCUUCUUUAUAUGACGAAUACUUGGACUUGAGAUAUAAAUACGAUCACGAAAACCAAUACUUCGACGAUUUCGAAAAAGCUUUAGAGGCUUACAAGCAACUCAUAUGGCAUGAAUAUUAA